GCCCCUCGCUCCUGAUGGCUCCCUUAGGUGAAGUUGGGAACUAUUUCGGUGUCCAGGAUGCGGUACCCUUUGGGAACGUGCCCGUCUUGCCGGCCGACAGCCCGGUCCUGCUGAGCGACCACCUGGGGCAGUCCGAAGCAGGAGGUCUUCCUCGGGGGCCGGCCGUGACGGACCUGGAUCAUUUAAAGGGGAUCCUGAGGCGGAGGCAGCUCUACUGCAGGACUGGAUUUCAUUUAGAAAUUUUCCCCAAUGGCACGAUCCAAGGAACCAGGCAAGAUCACAGCAGAUUUGGUAUCCUGGAAUUUAUCAGUAUAGCAGUGGGCCUGGUCAGCAUUCGAGGGGUAGACAGUGGACUUUAUCUUGGAAUGAAUGAGAAAGGUGAACUAUACGGCUCAGAAAAGUUAACCCAAGAGUGUGUAUUCAGAGAACAAUUUGAAGAGAACUGGUAUAACACAUAUUCUUCGAACCUAUAUAAGCAUGUGGACACAGGAAGACGAUAUUAUGUUGCAUUAAAUAGAGAUGGGACGCCAAGAGAAGGGACUAGGACUAAACGGCAUCAAAAAUUCACACAUUUUUUACCUAGACCUGUGGACCCGGAGAAAGUCCCUGAACUAUAUAAGGAUAUUUUAAGCCAAAGUUGACAAAGACAUUUCCUUCACUUGAGCCCUUAAAAAAAAGAAAAGAAAAAAAAGAAAAAAAAGUAACCACUAUAAAGGUUUCAUGCGGUGGGUUCUUAAUUGAUUAGCUGUGCCAUCACAUCAGCUCCACUGUUGCCAAACUUUGUCGCAUGCAUGAUGUACGAUGGAGGGUUGGAUGGAACAUGCUGAUUUAGUUCUGCACUUAAAGGGUUUGUCUUCCUGGAGGAGAGCCUAUGCCCAUCGCUUGAUUUAAUGUGAGAGGAAGGAAGGAAGGAUGCGUGAGCGUGGCAAAGAAAGAGGGUGAAAGGGAGAAGCUGAAGCAAGAAGGAAGGGGGGCAAAGGCCUGAUGCAUGCUGGGAAAUAGACACGCUUUUAAAUUUUUUAAUCCGUUGUACUUCAUCCUAUAUCAGCAUAGCUGCCAUACUUUGACUCAUCAGGAAUUCUGGCUGGUGGCCUGCUCAAGUGUACGCUGCAUUUAAAACAAUAAAAGGCAUGGAGGGCACGGUCUUACUUAAACAAACAACUUAUUUUCAGUUUGAAUGCUCAAGUGGGAUUUACCCCUUGCUGAGUUUCAAGCAAAGACCUCUUAGGUAACACAAGAAAAGAUUAAAAAUACAACAAAAAAGUUAAAUUUAUUUAUAGAAAUUCCAAAGGCAACAUUUUAUUUAUUUUAUAUAUUUAUUUAUUAUAUAGAGUUUAUUUUUAAUGAAAUCUGUACAGGCCAGAUAGGCAGUUGGGAAGCUUUAGGCUCUGUAAAACAUUUCAACAGCAAAGGCCACUAUGAACCUGUGAAUCAUGCAAGUCAAUCGUAAAGGUGCAUGGAGGCAAAGAGAAAUCCAGGGACUCUAAUGUACGAAAGGUGGAAUUUCUUUUGUGCCCAUAUUAUUGUAAAGGUAUGCACAAAACUCAUGAUGAUGAGUGCUCGCUCUUCUGACUGCUUGUUUCAUAGCUUAAACUCCCCCCUUUCCUCCCCAAGGAUUAAAGAUAAAAAUGGGUCUUCAAAACUUUAAUUCUGUGUCUGUAAUAUUUCCUCUUUGAGAAAUUACUUAUUCCAUCUUUGUAAGCUUCACAGUGGUGAAAGAAAAAGAAAGGAAGGAAAGACGCGUUGGUAUAUAUUCUCUUUGUUAAAACCUACUGCAGAUAAUACCAAAGUUAAAUGAUAAAUAUGCUCAUUUUAUUUAAGCAGAACGCCAGAAACAUCCUAAUAUUGACUUUUAAAAAUUAAUUAAGGUUAUCACAACUAUUGCAAGAGGCGAGGGACAAGAUUCAACUCUUGCAAACUUGGUUAACUGUGCACUUGACUAUCUACUCUGAAAUUACACAAGUUUCAUAGAGGUUCUUAUUGUAACAUCUUUUAUGGGGAAAAUUGCAUUGAGUGCGAACUGUCAUAAUACAUAUUAACACCCUUCGUAAUGCAAAAUGAAACUAAUAAAUCUCUAUCGAGAAUUUCAAUGAGGGAGAAAGAACUACAUUUGCUUUAUUUCCUGAAAUUAUCUUUCCAAUGUUUCUGAAGUAUCUCUUGCAGGCUCUGCUGCCUCAUAUGCCUCAGUAGGAUUAGAUAACAUAGUAAGUGCAAACACUGUUUGUUUGUGGCUAUAAUUUUGGACUUGCUGUUAGAAAAGAGACUUGUGUCACAAACCCUCUGAGAAUUACAGAGCAGGCAGAAGCACUGAUGGCAACUGCAGUCUCCUUCACUUGUGGGCUAUCCUGAUACCAGCAUUACGUUAUUGUGCAGAGAAACUGUACGAUGUUUUGGACUAGCACAAGCAGCUCAAGAUGGCUAUGGUGGUUGCCGCGGUUCUGUUUAGUCUGGAAUCUCACACACCUUUCCACACGAGCAAUGUGUGCUCCUUUGCAUUGCAGUCACCAGUUUAGAAGUAACAGAAGGGAUGGUUCUGGUGUUGAUUGUGCAAUGCUCCAAAAGCCACUUGCUGUGGAAUGAGCUGAUGGUGGCAGUUUACAGAAGCAGUGGCAGUGCUGAUAAGCAGUCCCGGAACCAUAUAAUUGUACCUCAAGACACUCAGUUUCCACAGGAAAGUAUUAUUAGGCAAGGGAAAAGUUUCAGGACUGAAGCUUCAACCGAUCUAGGGUAAGAUUUCAGCCAAAGGCACAGAGAGUUAAGUACUAUUUGUGGAUGUGGUAAAGAGAGACAAUGAUCAAUAGAUUCAAAAUGAAUCCAGUGUUUCUUGGCUUGGUUACACAAUACAUUGGAAAGAUGUAUGUUUUAAAAUAGCAAGCUGUGUAGGGUCAUUCCACAGGUCCAGUCUUAGGACAGUACAGUACACUGUAUUCCAUGUGGGGCUGCAACUCCCUGUGACCACUUUUCUCCUACUUGAUCAUGAAACUCCUGCUCUUGUUCUGCUUUCCCCUGCCAUUUCUAGUGGUAAUCAGUGCUGUGGGGCAAGGCCAAGGAAAGAUGAUGACAACAGUGGAGGCCUUUACAUUGCAGGAGAGCUGUAAACCUCAGCACAGGGCAGGUGCUUUAGUAGCAGCCUCAUAUCAAGUGUAAUAUGCUUGUGCUAGUCAAUUCAUACUAUCUGAAGUUGGUUAGAUACUAGAUGUGAUAUCAGGCAACUCUGCAUGAAAAAUGCAAGAUAGCUGAAAUAAUGCUAUGAACACCACAAUGCGCGCAUUCAUGUUAAAAUGAAAAUUUAGCAUCCACCUUUUCUCAGCUUAUACUAUAACCAAAUGUAUCAUAAAUGGCUAAAUAUUACACUCUGGCUAAACCUUUCCAAAUAAGUACACGGCAGCUAACUUAAUUCUAAGGAAUGUUAAACAACAAAUUGCAGAUUGGUUCUGCCUACAAACAAUAAAAACUGACUUAGAUUGCAAUUUUGUACCCGUUUAAAUGGGAGUAAGCCCCACUGAAUUCAAUGGGACUUACCUCUGAGUAGACAUGUAUAGGAUUGCACUGUUAACUGUUGAUCAGGACAUUGUUAAUAUUUAAAAAUGUUAUUCCAUUUUAUUGUAGCUCUUCUGAUUACUACCUGUUGUUUAGUUUUAAUCUUUGCACCACUAUUGAAAUAGAUAUCAAAUAGGCUGCACCUCUUAAAAUAUCUGCAAGACAGGACCAUGCCAAAUCUUAAGCUGCCAAGCCAAACUUAACCCACUGGAUAUGGUGGCUCACACUGGGCUUGAUCAACUUUUUUCCUGGAAUUGGAAAAAGAUGGGGCAUGAGACUUGUCCAACACCUGUCAAAGCACAGUCCGGGCCUGUGUUUGCUCUGGUGGAAAACACAAGUUGUACAGACCCACCAUAAGUCUUUAAUCGUCAAACCAUUUAAUUGGAAUAAUUACACAGUUCUCAAGAGGACUGAUACAUUGUAAAUUACUUUUCAGUUUGGACCAGAAAUGAUUGUCCUCUCUGUUCUAAAUGAAGAAAUGAGUUAAAGAACACAGCGCAUGCUCAACAACUAGAAGUGAAAAGGUGUUUUAUAUUGCAUAAAGGUGGAUUCAAGUAGCAAUAAGCAUCUGGAUUUGCACUAAGUCCACAAACAUGUUAAGGACAUUCAGAACUAAGGUCAAUUGUCAUGAACUGACCAGAAUCAUAACAAGAUCAUAUUUCUUAGCCUUAAUGUGGAAUUUGCUGGUAUUUUUGAUCACAGACAGAUCAUUAAUAUUACUUAACAUGUUCUUAUUUAAUUUAUUUUUUGUAUUUUUAAAAGAAAGGACUAAAAUAAGCAAGAAAACUGUUAUGACUUUAUGGCAGUUGAUACAAUAAACUGUAACCAAUUUAUUAAAAUAACCCAUAGUGGUGUGUAUAUACCUAUUGAAUUUUUGUAGAUAUGGAAUUAUUAUAGACAUUAUCCUGGAAAUGGAUGGUCAAACACAGGGUAGCAGUCUACAGAGCCUUUCAUAUUUACCUAUAACAACAGUAAAACAAAACAAAUUUCCAUGUAUAUUUUUGCAUAGGUUACGCUCUUCCAUCCUUCCCCCACUUGCUGCCCUCCAAGUAUGUUGGAUAUGGUUUGUUGGUUGGAGAAUACUGGGAGCUUAAUCCCACACAUUUGGAAGGCACCAGGUUGGGGAAGCCUGCUCUGUUCUAUGCAUUCACUUAAAUUUCUUUGCUCAAGACCGGAUGGGAAUGGAAAAUUACAAGGCCUGUCUUCAAUAAUUGCAAAUAGGGUUGAAAGACACAUAAUAUUUCCCUUAUAAUAUAGAUGUAGUAUGUAAUUAAAUUACCUGUAGAUCCCAAGUGGCAUGACUGCAGUGGUUAUGUGGCCUAGAGACUUUCCUUCCGGAAUACACUCAUUUGCCUUUACAUCAAGUUUGGGUGCACCAAUUGCCUGGCCUUGCUAACAGAUUAGCUCCAAAUGGUUGCUUAUUCCAAACAAGACCUAUCUCUCAUAGUCAAAAUAGCUAAGGCUGCUUCUAAUACUGUUCCACUUGGAUGCCUUGGAAAUAAGGAGAGUGCAUUAUAAUGGGGAGGGUAAUGGGGAAACUUGUUGCUGCUAUUCUUAUGCUAUGGACCAUUAGAAGCCUUCAUAUAUUCUAGUGCGGGCACCUCUUUAAAAUUCUCACAAAAAAGCAAUCCAAACAAGCUGGUAUUAUAUACUUUGAUAACAUGUAACUGUAAAUACAUACAGAAAUAUGUACUUUGUAUAAAUA
Molecule: messenger RNA, 5245 nt
Organism: Varanus komodoensis (Komodo dragon)
Lineage: Eukaryota; Metazoa; Chordata; Lepidosauria; Squamata; Varanidae
Gene: FGF9
Product: fibroblast growth factor 9
Exons: 3
Coding region: 15-641 (208 amino acids)
Biological process (GO): cell differentiation; positive regulation of protein phosphorylation; animal organ morphogenesis
Cellular component (GO): cytoplasm
Molecular function (GO): growth factor activity; fibroblast growth factor receptor binding
Source: RefSeq, a predicted model, not a curated record